GAGCGGGGCUUGACUCGCAUGUGCGAAAGCAACUUUCACUCGUCUUCAGCGUUGGUUGGAGUUGGGUUAAUCUGGAAGAUUAUUGUUGUCAAAAUUUUCGUGGCAUUCAAAAUUCAGGCUAAUUCAUACUUGACAAGCUAUAAAAUUAAAGACUGUCGUGAUUACAGACCAUGUCUAACUUCUUGGACGUCGACGAUUCCAUUAUUGCAAAAAACCUACUGUUGGGCGGUAUCUCACUCCCAGAGACAGACAACGAUCCAGGAGGUUCGUCGACAGAUUACCGAACACAAAUUCUUACUCCCAGUGAACGUAAAGAACAAGCACAGUGCAAGUUUAUCAUUCCACAACCAGGAUUGUGCAUUAAAACGAGAGAAUUGAUAACUAAUCACAAAGUGUUUAUCAAUCUGUGCAAGUCAGAUGACGUGCCAGAACCUGACGAGUAUUUCGACGACGAACAGCUCAGUAAUAUCCUUGCCAAUGGGUCUGAUGAAGAAGUUGGCCUCAUCCGAUUACCAAUGUCAUUGGGAGAAAAGCAUAUAGAAAGUGAUAAGAACGGGGUAAAAUGUCCAGUCUUUGAAGUGGUUAUCAAUACAAUUUUCUUUGAUGCGAAGAUUUUACCAUCAGAACUCUAUCGAACAUUCCUUAUUGUUAUUAUCAUUGAAGGAAUUGAAGAAAAAUUCAAGAUGGAGUUGGACAAAAAUAAUUAUCUAGUUCUGCAACACAAAAAGUGUAUUGGCAAACUCAAUCCUCAACUGGUUAAAAAUAAACCUGGGAUUAAGGAAGUUAAGUCGUCAAGAGUAAUAACUGAUGUUGAAUUGACCAAAUCUUCUACUGGUCCCACUAUCAAGAAAACGCUUGUAGAAGAAAUCGAAACCAAAGAGCUUAAAUUAGAUUGUACCAUUACUCAAGUUUCUCAAGCAGUAGCCAAAGCUGAAAUAAAGCUCCCAAACUUGAAAAAUACAGCAAAAGUGUUUGUUACUCUCGGAGCUGACCGGAUCAUUGUAGACAGUCCUGUUGGACAAUUGGAUAUAUUUGUGCCGUUAGAUAUUCAUCAAGAAGAGUCAAAAGCUGAAUUUGACGUGGCAUCAAAUACGUUAAGUUUGCACCUUCCUUUGGUCAUCAAACCAUAAUCAUUGCUAAUUGAUUUUAUGUAUAAUAACGCAGCAUAUAUUCUCUACAUUCCUCUAUCCUAUAUUUUGAAACAUUUGUAAAUAACUAUCGCAAGUUAUUAUUAUAAUUCUAUACUACAUAUACAUCCAUCCAUCCAAGUCCUAAUAAGAAGUGCGUAAUAUUACGUUUGACUUGAUGAAAAUACUUGUGUUCUAUAAGCUAUGUAUAUGAUAAUGUCUCCUAUAAGAAGUUGAAUAACCAUAUUAAAAAUAUGCCAAAACUUCAUCAUA
Molecule: messenger RNA, 1400 nt
Organism: Folsomia candida
Lineage: Eukaryota; Metazoa; Arthropoda; Collembola; Entomobryomorpha; Isotomidae
Product: PIH1 domain-containing protein 1
Exons: 7
Coding region: 171-1130 (319 amino acids)
Biological process (GO): box C/D snoRNP assembly; rRNA processing
Cellular component (GO): R2TP complex; cytoplasm; ribonucleoprotein complex
Source: RefSeq, a predicted model, not a curated record